UUAUUUUUCCUUGCCUAUCUCCCUCUUUCUCUCUCUCUCUAUCCCUCUAGCUUGUUGUCCUCGUUGAUCCGAGAGUGCGCGAGCUCAAUAUGUUGAUGUUGAUGUUGAUGUGCCAAUGGGUAAGUGUCUCAAUAGUGACAGUGAAAUGGCACUGCGCAUCCAUUUGCUUACAUGUUGGGUCCAUGAGCGGGGGGGAAAGGGUAUCGCUUUGUUUGAGCGAAUAUUGCUUCGGCUAUAUGGUUCCCGCUCACCCGCCGUGCUCUGUUGUCGACUCAUCGCCUGCAUUUUUAUUUUAUUUUUUGUUGUGCAGGAGGGCGUGGGAUUCUUUUCGACAGAAACAAGAAAAAAAAUAUGCACCUCACAAGACCAUUAAAAAACGUUUGGGUGCGUACAUGCUGUAUUCGCUUCACUUGUUGGCAGGACAAGGGAAAAAACCAAAACAAGACUCCGACGGAGCAAACAAGGGACUUGAAUUGCAGCCAGGCAAGUGGAUUGUGAGCGGUGGAAUCUAUGCAGGUUUAUCUCAGAACAUCAGACGUUGAAAGAUCUGGUUUGCACAUGUUGUUUAAAUUGAGCCGUUGCGAUAGGUCAGGAUCGACAGGAACGGGGUGUUGAUCGGGGCCUAAAGAAGACAAGAGAACAAGGUCUCCUGGCCUUGGUUCAUGGCAAAUUAAGACAAAAGGGCGAU
Molecule: messenger RNA, 688 nt
Organism: Gamsiella multidivaricata
Lineage: Eukaryota; Fungi; Mortierellomycota; Mortierellomycetes; Mortierellales; Mortierellaceae
Exons: 1
Coding region: 90-542 (150 amino acids)
Source: RefSeq, a predicted model, not a curated record